AUGGCCGUUGAAAAGCUUGAGGCAGAUCAUGCCGUACAGGUUUACAAUGAUACCACUAAAACAAUGGUGGUGCUGGUGGUCAUACUCAUAGACUCUGAAAUUCCACUAGUUGUGGCCGCACUUCAGAUCAGAGUUCAAUGUCACUGCUGUCUCAAAUGA
Messenger RNA from Oldenlandia corymbosa var. corymbosa, 159 nucleotides. The record is from the annotation of a GenBank genome assembly. Lineage: Eukaryota; Viridiplantae; Streptophyta; Magnoliopsida; Gentianales; Rubiaceae.